Molecule: messenger RNA, 770 nt
Organism: Daktulosphaira vitifoliae (grape phylloxera)
Lineage: Eukaryota; Metazoa; Arthropoda; Insecta; Hemiptera; Phylloxeridae
Exons: 5
Coding region: 164-484 (106 amino acids)
Source: RefSeq, a predicted model, not a curated record
UGGAAACCAGGAUACUGAUAUUAAACUACAAAUACAAUUAGAAAAAACAGAAAAAGAAGUAAUCGAGUGGCAAAAAAAAUAUAAUGAUUCCUUAUUUGAAAAUCGUAACAUUCAAAAUAAGCUAGAAAGUUUAGAAGAUGAAUUUCAACACUUGCAAAAUAAAAUGUAUUUAAUGCAAAAUAAGCUUUUCCUCAAUGACUGUGAGAAAGAUAAAUUAAAAAGUGACAUUAAGGAUUUUACACUUCCAGAAGAAUUAAAACAAAGACAAUCUAGUUUAAUUAUAAAUUUGGAGGUAGACAAUGCAAAAUUAACAAGCAAAGUAAUCGAAUACCGUGAAAAAUACAACAAAAAUAAAGCACAUAUUGAAGAAGUUAAAUCAAUGAUAACUAGUCAAAAUAUAAAAAAACUAGUAGAAGAAAAUAUUGAUCUCUGUAAAACAAAGAUGAAUAUAUACUUACAAUUAUACGAGAAGGGUAGUAAUUGAUGGUGGUCGUGGUGGACAUGGAAGAGUCAAUUACAGUUGAACUAAGGAGAAAAGUUCCACAUUAUGUUUGUGUUUAAUAUUUUUUAGUUUUAAAUUAAUAUUUUAAAUAAUAUUAGCCACAAUUGACUAAUUCUUAUUAUAGUAAAUUGAUUUUUAAUAGUUGGAAAAGUUUAUUAUUUAAUAAUGGAUAUUUCUAAUAAGAAUAAACCAAAUUAUUCUUUUAUUUAACUUCCAAUUGUAUUUAGACCUUUUUUAACGAUAGCUUUAGUGAAGCACACAACCAUUU